GAUUAAAGAGAGAGAGAGAGAGAGAGAGAGAGAUCCAGAGAUAUGCUGAGUGCAUGAAAGCAACGGGAAAGCAAUCGAAUUGAGCGCUGCAUGCUGAGCCGAUACGGGGACGGAGAGCCACGAGAAGGCUGCUGAAGUCAAGAGUGGUGACAUCACUUUAAGUUGGCAGACAUCACAGGAUUUGGGCUCACCUACGGCAUAUUAUCUCAUAAUAUACUUUUCGUUUUUCACCUGGCUGAUCAAGUGAUUUGCACAAGGAAGUAUGGGCGUGGACCUGGAGGGGAUUAUCCAGUGCAUCAAGCAGGGGGAUGAGAACGGGGUCGAGGUGCAGCUGCAGGAGUUCAACAAAGAGUUUGCCCAGUGCUUCUUCUUUGAUUCAGAGGAGAGUGAGCGAAGGAAACAAAUCAAACUGGAGCAGUUCAGAAUUAACAAAGUGAGGGAAUACGAUGAUUCUGACUCCGACUGCGACCAGUCCGCCCGGGAGGACCGAGGCCUCGUCCUCCGACAGAAUUUGACUCUUGUCCUGGUGAGGUUCAUCCGAACGGGAGCGACACGUCGCCUGCUGAGAGUUUCUCUCCGAACCCUGAGAAUCCUCUCCAGGGACAAGAAGGUGCUGGGCCCCUUGGUGACGGACGCCGCUCUCCUGACGCUGGCCAAACUAGCCGGGCUGACCACGGGCGACGCCGGAGGCGAGGAACCCGGCGAGCCGGACUCUGAUUUCUACGACGACGUCAUCGCCUCUCUGGCCGAGGCCAAAGCGUCGCGUUCUCUGGCCGACGAGGACGAAGGCGACGUCGAAGCCGACGACGACGCCGAGAGCGACGUCGGCGACGAUCGGGACGGCUUCGACCGUCCCGACGGCCGCGGGACCGGCAGCAACGGGAUGCAGGGGGGCAGCAGGCACCACGAGGCGCUGGAAAGAGGCCGGAGGGACCGCAGAAAGAGCAAGAUGGAGGGGGAGGAAGAGGAGCAAGGGGAGGAGGAGGAGGGGGGAGAGGAGGCGCAGAGAAGAGAGGCCUUGAAGGUGCUGUGUAACGUGGUCUACAACAGCACCUGGGCACAGGAGAGGUUCAGUGAGCUCAGGCUCAUGGGGGGCCUCACGGAGCGCCUCUCCUCCAGCGUGAGCGGCUCAUCUCCCUCCAGUGUUCAGUUCUAUGAACUACGCCUCAUGUUCCUCGUCACUGCACUCCGGAGAGAGCUCAGCACUCAGCUCCAACAGGAGGGAGGGGUGUCCAUCUUCACAGCCGCUCUGGAGAGCUGUCUGGAGGUCCAGUGGAAGGACCAGUAUGAGUGUGUGCUGGACCCAGCAGCUCCGCCCAUCUCACUGGAGGCCUCUCAGCGGAUCAUAGAGAUCCUCAAAAUCUUCUUCAACAUCACCUGCAGAAGCCACAGGCAGGAGCCCCGUGAGGAUGACGCAGCUCUCUACCGCCACCUGGUGGCGAUCCUGCGUCUCUGCCUGAUAAGGAAGUGUUUGCUUUCGGAUGACACUGAUGAACUGCAGGGCCACACAGUCAACCUGUUGUCGGCGCUGCCGCUCCAGUGCCUCGACGUGCUGCUGACGGUCCCCCCGCGGCCCGACUCGGAGCCGGGCCCGGGGGUCAACCUGGACUGCGUCCGCAUCCUGGUGCUGUUCAUGGAGAGACACCUGGAGACGGGUGAAAAGAUGAAAGAGAAGCUGACGCCCAUCCUCAAUCUGCUGACCGAGAGCUGCAGGGCCCACAGAGAAACACGCCAUUACAUCAGGAAACACAUCCUGCCUCCUCUGAGAGACACGACCCUCCGACCGGAGGAGGGCUCCACGGUGAAGAGCCGCCUGAUCCGCCUCAUGACCCACCUGGACACCGACCUCAAGCACUGCGCCGCCGACCUCAUCUUCGUCCUCUGCAAAGAAAACGUGAGCCGCUUCGUCAAGUACACAGGCUACGGCAACGCGGCGGGCCUGCUGGCCACCAGGGGGCUUUUGGGAGGCCAGAGGUCGAGACUCAGCUCUGACGUCCGGUACUCCAGCGACUCGGACUCAGACACCGAGGAGUAUCGACGAGUCAAAGAUCGCAUCAACCCGGUGACGGGGCGGGUGGAGGCGGAGCAGCCGGACCCCAUGGAGGGCAUGACGGAGGAGGAGAAGGAGGAGGAGGCCAAGGGGCUCGUCAUGCUCUUCAACAAGCUGUCCAGAGAUAACAUUAUCCAGCCGAUGGCCGUAGAUUCAGAGGGGAAGCUGGUCCCGAUGACGGGACUGGGGGGUAAUUCCACCGAGGAGGUGAAGUCUGAGUCUGAGAACGACGGCGAGGAAGAGGAAGGAGAGAAGAACUGAACCACGUCAAAUCCCUUCAUUUAAAGUCUUGAUUUUCUUUGUAAAUGUCCCAUUUCUUACAUUUGACGGUACACACAUAUGUGUCCAUGUGUAUGGAAACAAUGUUCAACUCAAGAAAGGAUAUAUAUGGAUAUCUCUUUUUUCUCUUCUCUGUAUUCAGACUCAUAAUAUAGAGCAGCAAUGAGGUCACUCUGGUAGGAGCUGAAAUGAUAGUGGAGUCGAAGAAGGAACUGAUUUCAUCAUAUUUUCCAACAUUUUAAUAAAGUCUUGGAGGUGUA
Pseudoliparis swirei is the source of this 2589-nucleotide messenger RNA. RefSeq names its product synembryn-A. The coding region runs from base 263 to 2311 and encodes 682 amino acids. Gene Ontology annotation, molecular function: G-protein alpha-subunit binding; guanyl-nucleotide exchange factor activity. Gene Ontology annotation, cellular component: cytoplasm; plasma membrane. The record is from RefSeq and is a predicted model, not a curated record. Gene Ontology annotation, biological process: G protein-coupled receptor signaling pathway. NCBI's taxonomy places the organism in Eukaryota, Metazoa, Chordata, Actinopteri, Perciformes, Liparidae. The transcript has 14 exons.